This is a messenger RNA of Paramuricea clavata, 1039 nucleotides long. The record is from the annotation of a GenBank genome assembly. NCBI's taxonomy places the organism in Eukaryota, Metazoa, Cnidaria, Anthozoa, Malacalcyonacea, Plexauridae.
AGCUUUAUCUCACUAUAACAUCGGAGAUCAGGCAGAAUGUGAAAAAGAUAUUGAAGAGGCCAAGAAAUUGGACGUUGGCCCACCAUUGGUGAGUUUCUUUCAUUAUGAAAUUCCUAAAUAGUUAAUAAAACAUGUCAUAGUCAUAUUAUUGAAAAAAUCAUCAAGUCAUAUUAAUAAACAUGUCAUACUCAUAUUAAUGAAAAAAAUUACUCGAUUCUGAAUACAUGCACUUUUAGCUGAAAUUCGUACGCGAAUUUAAUAAUUUAAUUACAAGAAGCACAUAGACAGGGGUUGGAGAAAAUGAAGUUCUUCUUGCGAGCACAGCCUGAAACACAGCCUGCGAGUACAGCCAGCGUUAAAUAUAUCCAUAUAUAUAGGUUAAUUUCGUACAUCUUUUCGUUGUGUCCCUAUCCCUCUUGGUUAUGAAGGAACUAUUUCCAGCAAUUAAAUAACGAACAGCAAAACCACUGAGCUAUACAUAUUGCAGCUCAGUGGGCAAAACACUAGAUCCAACAUUAGCGACUUAGCGCAACAUGUGGUCAUCACAUAACCAAAUUUGGCUAUUUCUAACUAAGUGUCGCUAUGAACAUAUUGCGACUGUAAUGGAAAGGAUCAAUCACAGAGUUCGAAGUAAGGCAGUUAUUAUCGCGCGAGGGGGCUUGCCUUUUAGUUAUAUUUAUUAUAAGUAUGACGAUCGCUCGCUUAGUUUCUUUUCCUUUGCCUGCGCGCCUUUAAAAGCCUCUGGCAGUUCUUUCAAAAUGUUUUAAUUCAACAUUUUUUAUUCAUGUAGAAAAUAGGCGACAACUUGAAAAGUCAGGGUAUGAAUAUGGUUCAUUUAAGAAAUUAUCAUCGAGCUGUACGUUUACUGCAACUUGCUGAAAAUUAUUUCCGGCCACUUAAUAUUGCCGACCAAUCAAUGAAACCUCGUUGGUACAAAUGCUGGAAGUUAGUUAUUUUUACUUUCUGGUGUGGCAAAAUGUACGGGAGAGCUAUACAAGCAGGAAAGGAGUGGCAACAAAUGGGGCCGAUUACUAGUCAG